AGUGAAUGUAGUUGUAGCUACGCUUGUCUUCUAAUUUCAAAGCAUAUUAACCAUAAGGCUAGAGGACACAAUGCUAAAGCGAUGGUAUGGCUAGGUAGUCGUGUUGGAAUAUAGAACAGUCAGACGAAAGAUGUUGGCAACAAGAUUUGGUUUUUUCUUGUCUCAGCAAUAGCGUCAGUACAUUGUUCUUGUCAUUGUCCUUCUCUCACAGAGACAUUACGAUUAUAAUCUGUAUCCUGUGGUGCUGGUGGAAGUAGUGGUGGAAGACGUACAUACUGGAACCUUGACUUUCAACUUGUUUUUGUCCUACAGCUGUCCCUAUCUCUAAACGUAAACCAGCCUAAUACCUCUCUACACUCCUUUCACACUAAGUACCUAUUAGUACAUAAAAGAAGCCAGCGAGAGAACAAGCGGCCCUGACAACUCAGGUGCAAUUGUAGAAGUGUAGCUGCGCAGGUCAAAAAACUCAUCCUGCGACUUUGUUUUCGCGCGCUAGCACACGGAGGAGUCGCGCACAACCUUCGUCCUGGGCCAAAAUGUGACGCGCUUUCUGAACCUGCAUAUCUCUAAAAAUCUAACGACCACGCAAGUGCCCGGACGUGCGCCCCAUUUUUACCACAGUCAAGCUGUUCUGGCGAUCUUCUGCAACCGCGGCGCUUAGACCUCCACGCUAUCACGACCAGUAGAAACAGGUUGAGUCGACGACGCGAAAAAUACUUCAAUUUGUGAUACCGAUACGGUCAUCGUAAAUACCUCGCCCCGCACACAUUUACUCGGAGAGCCAUUUUUUGUGUGUCAGAUAUUUGAAGACGCCGCUAAAGAGAAAUCUGUCGAAGCAACUUUGCAGCGGGGUUCUAUCGGGAGCAGGUACUGUGGCUGCUUUUUGAAACUUAAGAUGACGUGUAGUCAAAACCAUGACAGGAUGAUGACACGAGGCCGAGACGCAGACGUUUGGCUUUGGAACUGGAAGCUCUUGCGCACAGCUAGCAAAUUAUUCUCAUUCCGAUGAAAUAGAAAUCGACACUGAUACUGAACUCAUGAGCUCGCCGAAGACGCUGAAGCAAUCGAAUCUUCGAUCAUUAUCGAUGGUCUACUAAACUGGAAACCUAGGUGUCGUCCUUCUCUGCCCGUCAUGCAGCCGUUUGUUCCAUCCGAAAAGGAUGUGGCACCGCUCGUGAGCGGUUUGGAAAUGCCAACGGGAGACAAAUCAAAAGCCACGGAAAUGGCCGCCGCAAACGCAGCUGCAGCGGCUGCUGCUACUUCUACUGCGGUGGAUGUUGGACAGUCUUCCUCGUCUGGAAGUUGUACCAAUAUUAAAACCUCCAUCGCGGCCACUGGCGCCGCGACCUCUUCCGGCGCAACUACAGGGAAGCAGCAGCAGGAACAAGGACAAGGAGCACAAGAACCAGGAAAUAAGAACAAAGGAGAUCAGAAGGACUCGUCUAUGCAUUGCAAAAGUAUCGUACUCGUAUAAGUGCAUGACAAAUUUCCUCAGCAUGAGAAAGAAAAUUUGUAAUGCGGAUUUACCUUGACAGCAAGAUUUGUAAUGCAUGAAUGCGAUUAGUACGAGUACGAUACUUUUGCACAGCAUAUCGUCGGAGCAAGAGGGCAUUCCGGUGGUGAACAUCAUGCAGCCCGGGGUGGUGGUGCCGGUCUUUAUCAACUGUAAAAAUGUCUGGGUCUGGAAACUUGUGAUGCUGGUUCAGAACGACGAGGACGCCUCAAUUGACUGGCAAGCAUGACAAAUUUUGGAGGUGCUACAGUCUUGGCUUUUCUGCAUGACAAAGUGAGCUUCCGCAUGAGAGAAAAAUAGGGCUUUUGGGUAAUCUGCAUGACAGACUUGAGAGUGAUGUCAGACAAGCAUGACAAACUUCCAUUCUUCCAGACCCAGACAUAUUUGCUUUUGAUAGUCUUUGUCCCCCUGCAAAAUCUGUCGUACGACAGCAAAGGGAACGCUCUGGUCGACCCACAAUACGUGUCCAACAUGCUGCUCAACCAGCCGCUAACCAGUGCGCGGAGCAGUAUUCAAUGACAUUCAAUUGAAAUGUUUGUACGACAAAAAAAAGUAACUCAAAAUCCUAUAGUAUCAAUAGAUACGUAGAAGAAAAUCUUGAUGUGAUCAUUCAGAUGGUUGUAAAACCACGAGGUAGUUGUCUUCUUGCUACUAACUGCUAGUAGUCCUCCUGAUCAUUUUCCUCGCCCUGUUAGGCUUAGGGCUUGUUCAAAAGAUAGCAACACACGACGACCGUCCGACGACAUCGAACCCAACUGCACUUACAGCCCCGACCUACGCUCCCGCGACGGUUCCAGCGAAUUCCCUGGCCGCGCAGCAGUUCCCGAUCCUUGGCACGUCGCAGUCACAAAAAACGUUGAAAGCCGCACGCAGCCGUUCCACCUCCACGAACCUGCAGCCGAAGAGCGCCCGCAACAGCGCAAUCAUGGUGCGUACUGCGUCUGGAAUGUCGAACACUUCCGCGGCGAAGAAGCAGCAGCCGCAGGUUGUGAAGCAGAAUGCUGGUGCGACGUCGACAAGCGUGACUGCUUCUACUACGACCGGUUGUAGUACAACUGCAGCAGCGGCGCAGCACCAGAAUCUUCAGCAACAGCAGAUAAAAACGACAAUCGCAAACAAACCCCCGCGCCCGAGCCCCAUCUCCCAAUUGUCUGCGGCCACCACCCCUCCGCCGCGACGGGAGGUGCCCCGGCCCUCGCCUCCCACGGCGAGUACGACCAGUACGGUCGGGCAGUCGCCGCAAAAUUCCGGCGGACUAGGACUACUUGCGGGGGGAAACGGCAGUGCAACAGCUACUCGUGUGCAGGUUCCGGAGUGUCCGACCAUGCGAGAUAUGCUGUACAAGACCUCUCCCGCUGCGCAGGAGCUGAUGCUUGGUGACCACGACGAGCUACUCUCGUCCCGGGCUUCCGCAGCCGGUCGCAUGCAAGACGAGCCGGAACCCAGGCGCUGCUCGGGAGCAUCGAUAUUGGAUGAGGUGGACAAGGAGGUAACUAUACCCAUCACAUUCUGAUGUAUGUCGUGCUUUUUUACCUUGUCCUUGCAGUAGGUGCAAUUGAAUCGAUGCUCUUGCUCUCCACGAAGAACCUGUGCUUUUUCGUGGCACAGCAACAUGUAAUGUCAGAAGUACUUCUCACUGUGCAUUCCUAUCGUAUCCGUCAGGUGCGAGCCUACCAAGCGGAAGUGGUCGGGGGGCCGCAGCAGGCGUCUACUUCUGGCCAGCAAUCGGGAGGAGUCCGAACAAGUACAACUCGGAACAACGCAAAUCCAAACGCACCUGGUUCUACUCGUCUGACCAAACCGCGGAAAAAGCAGGCGUCCUCCAGCAUGAGUGGUACAACAACGACCACAUCGACCGGAGCAACGCCCGCCGCCGCCGCCCCGCAACACUACUUGUUCGCGAACCCGCUGGCGGCGCAACAGGGGCAGUGGUAAAUAAACUCCAGGAUUUAUAUCGAGUACUUCUUGGAACACAACCCAAUUCUGGUCAUACUGAUGUAACGCCCAAUUCUAUAACGCUCAAAUUAGAGCCAUGUGCUGUUUGAUGGUGCGCCUGACCUGCCUGCUCGGCGAAUGCUUUUGAGUAUGUUCUACAUGUAGUACUUAGUUCGAUUUUAUCCAUUAGUUGCGUAUUAAUUCUUGCGUGGGCGUGAUGUUGGUGACACAACGUUCUCUCAGGUACUCCACAAGCUCCGCUUCUACGCCAUCCGCUGUGCCGAGUGGCAGCUCCGGAAUGAUGUAUCAACCCAUGUACGCUCCGCAGCAGUACAACCCCAUGGGCGGCGGCUACCAAGGUUACACCCAGGUACGAGAAAGUGAUGGCAUUUUUUUCUUGAUGAAUGAUUUCAAUUUCAAAGGACAACUACGUUGCCGUGCCCUUGCCAUGCAUCAUGUUUACGGACGAAGCGGAAGCUGUAACUACAUUUCAACCACUUCAGUUGUUGACAGGUCAGAUUUAUUCGCAUGAUUCCCACCACAAAUAAGACACUUGAUUUUGAACUUGAUGAUGAUGAAACAACGCAGAUGGGCGCCCCAAGUACCCCAACGCCGAAUGGACUGGACUACAGCAGCUUCGCCGCCGGAUUUUUGAAGGGCCGACGCGUCGGCAAAGGCAAGGGCAAACGGUUCGCGCUGCAGGGGCUACGCGGGGGCGGAAAGGGGCUAAAUCCAGGGCAAGAACAAGACCACGACCUGUCGAUUGCUACUUCAUCGCCGGCAAAUGUUGCACGAGAAGCCGCUGCCGCGAACUCGGAGCUGCAGGAGCCAGGGAGUUCUCCUGUCAUGGACGACCAGCUGGAUGUCGACCGAGCAGCGCUCCACCCUAGCACCACCCGAAUCACCAACGGGUCCGUACGGACGACAAGCACGCGUGGCCCAAGGCAGAACAACGCUGCUGACCACACGACGAGCGGCCACUGGGCAGCACCUCGGACGCCUGCAAGGUCAGCCAAGCCCUUCCCGUACACGUCCAGCCGGCCCCCAAUUGGGAGUCGUGGCAGAUCGGACCGCCGGGCGAAGUACUUGCUCGUUGGUUCUCAGUUCCUCGAUGUCGCAUCAACAAGAUUCCUUGAGCAAAAAAAAGCUUCAGUGCGAGAAGUUCUCAAAGUCAAAUCGAAAGCAAUGUAGUUUAUCUUUAUUGUUGUAAAUUUUCACUGUACAACAACAGCUACGACUAUCGUGGGUGGUAUCACUUUGGAGGUUCGAACCCCGGCAUUCCGCAGUCUUCGGGCGCCAACGCCUCUGGUGGCUACAACAGCCAGCCGACCGUCCGGAAACGUACUUGCAAAAGUUUCAUUCUGGUGGAUGUCGAUGUUGUAAUUUGUGAGCUGUUCUUUUGUCUGGUCCGGUCGCCGAGCAAUGGAGUCGAUGGUGCACGAGCAGCACUUUAUUCAGCAGAAAUACUUGCGCGUUUUUGUUUUUUUUUGUGUAAUCGCAUGACACACGAAGACAAAUUAAUCACCACAGCCCAACAGCGCGCUCCAAAGGAAGGCGAGGAAGUGGUGCAGCGACGGGAAGAACUAUGACAAUGCACAGCUCACCCUCGCACUCAACCUCAUUCAUCAUGCAAAAUACCAAAUCCAUAUGCACCCGUAUUCUUGUCUUUGGCACUUCUUGCAUGACAGGCUUCGGAAGCCGAAACAGAACUAGAAUCGGUCGUGAAUUUGUAAUGCAAAAGCUGCGUUUACUUAUGCGGCAUAAGUAAACGCAGCUUUUGCAUUACAAAUUAGGGCAUAAGUUAUGCCAGCACUUGUGUUGCUGCUUAUGCCCUUCAGAUGAGGGGGAGAGGGAGUUGUGCACUCUCAUAAGAAGAGGUGGAGAAACUCAAAGGCUUCCGUCCCUACCGCGAGUUUGUCGAGGUCAAGACGCAGGCCGAAGCACGGGUAUAUUUGCUACGUGAUGGUGCGCAUCUUUCACAUGGGGAAGCACGCUAAAUGUUUUUGUUCUGUCACGUGCACAAAUCAUUAAAACACUAGUAAUGCACUUGUUUAUGUUUUCUAAUACCUGUACCAGAUUGCUUUAUCUUUUGAAAACGACCUUUUAUCCUCGCAGGGCCUUUCCGUGACCUCUGUGGACAUUACGAAGACCGCUUGCCCCGAUCCGAGCGCCACGAUGCCUCGCCGGAAGUGGAAAUUUCUCUGUGAGGUCUGGCGCCGCGCGUUGCGGGAUUGGACGAAGGAAGUGGUGGCUUUACACCCACAAUUAAGCCAGUUCGUGCAGCAAGAAGAUGACAGUCCGCUGGAUAAUGACGGAGAGGACGAGCACGGCAAUGUAACCAGCACGAGCUGCGACGUGAUGCAGCAGCUUCUUGCGUCGACAGGAGCAUCAAUUUCAAAUAACCAGUGCGCAGUGUCGACCCCGACGCGCAACAGUUCUGGGCAAAACCAAAACCAAAGCAACCGCAUCGGUAGCUCUUCUCGUUCCUACACCUCGCGCUACAGCAAUCGCCGGUCCUGGUCCCGGAACACAUGCUCGCCCGUGGUGGAGGAGAACAGUGCGGACGAUUUUGAAGACGAUGACACCAGUGGAAAAACGCCGCAGCAGGGAGCCGGGGACGUCUCCACAUCGAACACCAGCACUGCUGCGUCGCCUUGCUAA
Amoebophrya sp. A120 is the source of this 6109-nucleotide messenger RNA. The record is from the annotation of a GenBank genome assembly. Lineage: Eukaryota; Dinophyceae; Syndiniales; Amoebophryaceae.